Pogonomyrmex barbatus (red harvester ant) is the source of this 1167-nucleotide messenger RNA. RefSeq lists its product as uncharacterized. The record is from RefSeq and is a predicted model, not a curated record. Lineage: Eukaryota; Metazoa; Arthropoda; Insecta; Hymenoptera; Formicidae. Gene Ontology annotation, molecular function: sequence-specific DNA binding.
AAAUGCUCGAAACGAUCUGUUCUCUAUGCUACGUUGAAUUGCAAUUAGAUUUUCUUUCUCAUUUUUAUCACAGUUAUAACGUAUAUCUCUAUCUCAUUUUAAGUACAUACAACGAGAUACACUAGUUCGGUUAUAAAGAACAGACCUCUUAUCUCGAAUAGACUCGCAUCGAUCUGUCAUUCCACUGAUUUACAAAUAGAAACAAUAUAUUUAUGUAUAUAUAAGUUUAUAAUUUUGAUAUAUAAUCUAAAUAAGGGAGAGACGUACAAGAGAUAUUUUUGGCAUUAUCGCGGAAUGAAUAAUUAUGCAUUGUUUACAUUCUAUGUUCGGGUUAUAUUAGUUUAUUUAGAGCUAGAUAUCAAAACAUGACACUUGAAAUAAUCAUUAUCUUGUUUUCUAAUUCCAUUGCCAAGUAAAUAAUAGUCUCUUUUUAUAUGUACGAUGAUACGUGUGUGUAUCUGUUGCAAACAGCGAAUAAGCAAAACGUCAGAUAUAUCGCUUUUCAGAUUCCCAAGAUCAGCUAAAUUAUUUAAAAGAUGGUUGUUUGCAAUUGGUGCGGAAAGGAAGGUCACUGAAUCAUCACGGAUAUGCUCACGUCACUUCAAGAAAAAUGACUUUAGAUACGAUUUAGUUGAAAAUAAACGCUAUUUAAAGCAAGGUGCAAUACCAUCUCUUCGUUUAAACAAUAAAGAGAUCAGGUAUGAUCCUAUUUUGGAUAGCCAAGACACAAUUGUUAAGGAAAACCAGCCAAGAAAUUCUGUGAUUUCAUAUAUGGAGACUACUGAAGCUGAAACUUCAGAUACUACAGAAUCACCUAUGGAAGGAGAUAAUCCACUGUCUGAAAGAGUAUCGCUCACUCAAGAAAGCUCAAAUGAACAAGAAAAGAAGAAUAAGAGAUACCUAUAUGAUGUUCGUUGGGAAGAAAUCUCUACAUCGCCAGUGCAAGCUAAAAUUUAUUGGGAAGUAGCAAUCAAAAAGAUCACACGGCAAAAGAAGAUUGUAAAAAGUUUACGGCAGAAAGCCAAAAGAUUAGAAAAACAGAUAUUAGAAUUACAAACUCUGGUAAAAAAAGAAGCAAAAAAGAUGAUGUUAUGAAAGAUAAAUGGUUUAUGACCAUGUGACUAAUAAUUUAAUGUACAGUGAUUAUAAAAGUAUAUAUUUUAUUUA